Erythranthe guttata (spotted monkey flower) is the source of this 1074-nucleotide messenger RNA. NCBI's taxonomy places the organism in Eukaryota, Viridiplantae, Streptophyta, Magnoliopsida, Lamiales, Phrymaceae. The record is from RefSeq and is a predicted model, not a curated record.
CCUAAAAAUUAAUUUUUGGGUAAAAAUCUGAAAUUGAUGGAGGCGGCAGCAGAUAAACCUAAAUUCAAGAAAUUAGGUCGCCACUCGAAGAAAAGCUCUUAUGAUUCUCAAAUAAAUCGACUCGAUGAUGGCUGUCUUAUGCUUAUUUUCAGCUUCCUCUCCCCCAUUCCAGAUCGGUAUAACACCGCCCUCGUUUGCCGCAGAUGGCGUUUUCUGGCAUGUCAUCCUCAGCAUUGGCUUCGAGUUGACCGCUCCGUCAAAGAGUUGACUGAACCAGGAGUUUACCCCAGCAUUGAGACAGCCGUCUCUGCUGCCAGGCCCGGCGACACUAUACUUAUUGCAGCUGGAGGGAUUCACCGUACGUCCAAUAUUCAGAUAAAAAAGCCUCUUUGUCUGAUCGGUGCAGGUGAAAUUCCUGAUGAUACAACACUCAUAUGCUCACGUGGCUCUGAUAGCGCACUGGAGUUUCUAUCGACAUGCAAACUAGCAAACUUGACAGUGAGGGCAGAGCUUGGUUGUUGCCUUCUGCAUAGGAGUGGGCGUCUCACAAUUGACGGAUGUAUUCUUCAGUGCGAAUCGAACCCUUUGGACCAUCUCUCUCAUGCCAUUGUCACAACUGCAACUUCCUCCGAUCAACUUUCACAUUCGCAGCCCGUAAUAAAGAAUAAUAACGGCGACUGUGUUACUGUAAUGAGAACAAGAAUCGAAGGUGGUGCGAAAGCUGUGUUGACGAGUGGGACCCUCUCUCUGCAGCAAGUUCGUGUCAUAUAUGCUCGUACUUCCCUGUUUUUCUGGUUCAACGUGGUCCAGCAUUAGCCCAAGUUCUUUUUUCUUUUUUUUUUUAAUGUUCUAUCAUAUUAUUUUCUUCUCUCGAUCGCUUGUAAUAUAUACAUUGUAUUAUCAUGUACCUUUUUUUUUAUUUAGAAAAACUAAUAUUGUUGUAUAGUAGUCAUCUGUUAUGGUAGGUUUUUUAUUACACAAUUGCAGUAAACGAGUGGCUUCGAUGGAUGAUUUCAUUUAUUGGUAUUUUUGUAAUAACAAAUUUAUUGAACUUGUUUGGAUAAAUUUAUUUCU